Messenger RNA from Helianthus annuus (common sunflower), 822 nucleotides. RefSeq names its product protein DMP6. The record is from RefSeq and is a predicted model, not a curated record. Gene Ontology annotation, biological process: endomembrane system organization. Lineage: Eukaryota; Viridiplantae; Streptophyta; Magnoliopsida; Asterales; Asteraceae. Bases 97 to 711 code for a protein of 204 amino acids. The transcript has a single exon.
GCUUUUGUAUAUCAUAUCCUACUCAACACCAUUACUCAAUCUACAAAUCCAACAAUAAUAAUCCAAUUAAAGAAUAUAUUCAUAGUUUCAAUAGUUAUGGAUAUUAACAUCGAAAACCAAGAAGCUGAUCCACUUCUUGAAAGAACACUUCUUCCUGAAUCUGUUGAGAAAACCUUAAUCCAAAAGGCAAUCAGCCAAACGUUCCAAAGUACGGCUCACUUAGCCAAUCUUCUGCCCACCGGUUCGGUUCUUGCUUUUCAAGUCCUUUCGCCCAUAUUCGCAAACCAGGGCGCGUGUGACCCUAUGAGCCGGGGCAUGACCGCUGCACUUGUAGCUCUGUGUGGCCUUUCAUGUUUUCUGUUUAGUUUCACUGAUAGCUUCAAGGAUGGAGAUGGUAAUGUGUGUUAUGGGUUCGCUACAAUACGCGGGUUGUAUGUCAUUGAUGGGAAUAUAAGUUUAGCACCGGAAGUUGCAGCUAAGUACAGAUUGAGAUUCAUAGAUUUCAUGCAUGCGUUCAUGUCAAUCAUGGUUUUUGCAGCUGUGACUCUAUUUAAUCAAGAUGUAGUGAAUUGCUUUUAUCCGUCACCGUCCGAUGAAAUCAAAGAGCUUCUUACGGCACUGCCUGUCGGUUUGGGAGUCGUUUGUAGUAUGUUGUUUGUUGUUUUCCCUACACAACGCCAUGGAAUUGGGUUUCCGGUUACCACUAAUUGAUUUACCUACUUUUUAUAUAGCAUAUUGUAACGAUUUAAACAAAUUGUGGAUCUACAUGUUUCUGUUAAGCAUCACCUCCGGCCAUUGUGAAACUUUUAUAAGCUUUUAUCA